Molecule: messenger RNA, 1237 nt
Organism: Neurospora tetraspora
Lineage: Eukaryota; Fungi; Ascomycota; Sordariomycetes; Sordariales; Sordariaceae
Exons: 2
Coding region: 299-1237 (312 amino acids)
Source: RefSeq, a predicted model, not a curated record
GUUUGCAUGAACUCCUGUUCGGUGAUACAAGGAUCGUCCCUUCCUUUAAGUUCCCCGCAUGAUGAGGGCAGAAAAAACCUAAGGACCGAAAGGAGCAAAAAAAAGGGCGCGCAUGGGAAUUUGCUGGCCGACCGAGAUUUGAUUGUUGAAUCCUUUGGCUUUGGACACAAGCAGCAACCAGCGAUCAGCGUACUUCCACCCUGACCUUGCUGAUCCAUCAACAACAGCGGCAGUAGCACCAAUUUCACUAGCAUCGCUUCCCGAGUACGACCUCGCGCAGCCCACCGGCACCACCACCAUGGACUCCAACAAUGACGACUCCGACGACAGCAACAACAACCCGGCACGGCGCAUCCUCAUGACUGACAUGCUCACCAUCCGCACCAGCUGGAUCCGCACCGUGCACCGUGCCGCGCAAGCUUACCUCCAUCAAAUGACCUCCUCCUCCACCGAUGAGGGCGUUCCAACUGUGGUGUCUGCCAGCAAUAUCACCGAGCAAGACAUCCUGUACGCCUACAUCUGGCACUUACUCACUCGAACGCGAGUACGCGGCAUCGGCAGCAGCAUCAGCAACCAAGACAGUGACAACUCCGACUUCAGUGACAACGACCCCACGGAAGUAGUGAAACUCUUCACCACCGCCCACGUCUGCGACGUCCUCCUCCCAGCAAUCGCCACCGUCCCUUUACACUCCUUCUUCCUCCGCCCCUCCAUCACCGACGAAACAGGCAUCCCACAUCUCCGGCGGUACGCCCUGCUUGCCCUUGCGAUCCGCUCAGUCAUCGAGGCUGCUGUGCGGGAGCCCUCGGCCCACGAAGGGCAGGACGUUGCGCGGCGGAUGAUGGCGGCAAAGAGGGAUUGGAUUGGAAGUUGCGAGGGGGGGUUGUGUAUUAUUUCGCUUGAUGAAGCGGGGAGAAGGGGUUUGGAGGUUUUGGAGGGGAUGGCGUCUGGACAUGAAGCGUAUGGGAGAGGGAGGUCAGAGGUUGGUAGUGACUUGUCAACAUUGAACUCGUCGGGGGAAAAAGAGGUGGAGAUGGGGUUGGGGAUACAAAUUGUGUAUAACUCGUCGACGCCGACGAGGGGAGAGUAUCAUGCGGUUGUUUUGCCGAUGAGUGAAGGGGGGCGGAGGGACGGGAAAUGGAGGGUGCAGUUGCAUUUACACCCGCUGUACAGGCAGUGGUUAAGGAGGUGGAUGGAAGAGAACCCUGGGGAGGCUGAGAUCGUGCCGAGAGUCUGA